GAGGCCCGAGUCGUGUAGCUUGACCUGCCAGGAGGAAGGAUCCCGCACACGAUCUGGGGACUUUCGUUCCUGCUCUAAGUUGAAGGAUGACGCGGUGGUCGGCGUACUUGCACCCUGCAGUGAUGCUACUGGUGCUAACACUAAUGCUUUCUACAACAUGUGAUGCUGAAUGGAGAUCUUGUGGUCAUCUCAAGACAGACUAUACGUUUGACGACCAUCGUAGAAACUUUGCGGAAGCUGCGAACUAUUGCAAGAGCCUUGGGAAGGGCAGCAAUUUAGCAAUUCCACGUAGCGACGCUGAGCUUCAGUGUAUCUUCAAUACUAAACCCGCCCGAACUACAAACUGGAUUGGCUUUCGAUCAUAUUUGGUUCACCCACCAUUGAAGUUUGUAUCAAUUGAUGAUAACCAAACGAUUACGUACUCGAAAUGGGCCAAGAAUCAGCCAAGUCCACCUGACCAUGUCACACAACUGUGUGUAUCAAUGUGGUAUGCACCUUCACACAAUACCAACGGUGAAUUCUGGGAUAAUGCCGAAUGCGAGGCCAAACUCCCGAGUGUGUGUCAACAACCAAGUAGUUGGUUAGCUUCCAAGGAACAACAAGGAAUGGAAUAUUGGCUCUAUACUGAUUUUCGUCGUACUCAGCAAGGAGCUAAUGAGUACUGUUCAACUUUAUCCCAAACUGGUAAACUUGCACGUCCACCAAGUACUGAUGACUACAAUGCAAUAACUAAACGCUUUCCCAUAGAGCAGACUUCACUAUUUUGGGUUACUGGUCUGGAUGGCAACUGUGUAGCAAUCCGCACUGGUGAAGCUCCGUCUGAUCAGCACAACCGAAAUUGCUCAACUGUCCUCCCAUUCCUUUGCGAACGUUGGGAAAGAGCAGAAUGCAGUGGUUUUCUACUGAGCGUUUACGAUGCUCUGCCGAACUUCGCAGCUGCCAAAGAACAGUGCGGCUCUGGAUCAUUAUUCAAUCCUGAGAAUAGGUUCCACUCAUCUUCAUGUGCUUAUAAGUACCUGGCAUACAACACGAUGAAGAACAACAAACAUUACCAGUACUGGACUGCUGAUCCCAGCAAGGUUUUGCACUAUGGACAAAACUCAAGUUGGUACGAUGCCGUUUUGGUUGACGGUGAUGCCACUCAUCUCUAUCUGACAGCAUGUUUUGAUGAGUAUGAUGAAUGCGAGCAUGGUUUUCACGACUGUGGAAAAAACCCUUGCAUCAAUACCGAGGGAUCUUACCGCUGUAACUGUACUGAUAACACAAACAACGAAUCAUACCAUGGUGCUCGCUGUGAUGGAUGGAAGACGAUAGGUGACUUUGGCAUUGCUGUGAAGGUUUUUCCAGUUGAUCUCGUUGUCCCAGUUGGGCCGUAUGCUUACUCUGGUGCUAUUUGGCGCUGCGAUACUCUUUCUGGUGGUUCAGGCAUAUAUUUCUACAAUGCUAUAGGGAAUUCGGUGUCAGCUCUACACGAAACUAUUGAUCUUGCUAAUGACCCCAGUUCUUACUGGGUUAGGUACAAUGGUCAAGAAAGUCAAGAAUGCUUCUCUAUUCAUGGUACAGAUGCACCUCAAGAAUAUAGUUGUAAAUCAAAAAGACAGGCAAUGUGCAGCCGGCCUGCUAUGUGGUACCGGAAUGAGGACACCACCCAGUCAGGUGUGGACAGCUACAGCCUCAAGUGUAUGCCAAAUACAUAUUUUAUAGAGUCAAUCUGGCGGCAAAAUAACACACUCAAUGCAUACAAUGACGCUGCUCGUCAAUGCAAACAACACCUUGGACACACAUUGCCAAGUGCAGGAAGUGUUCCUUGUCUGGUGGAUUUCAUGGAAUUACGAAAUAGAACCAGCGUCUGGACAGAAGGUGAAAGAGCUGUGCAAGCUAAUGGAGAGUAUCAUACGACAACAACUGCUUCCAUUGUUUGUGAGGCGGAGCACCAUGUUUGUCAAUUGCGCCUGUUUGAAGUUGCCAGGCCAAUCCUGUGA
Messenger RNA from Sycon ciliatum, 1982 nucleotides. RefSeq lists its product as uncharacterized. The transcript has 9 exons. Bases 87 to 1982 code for a protein of 631 amino acids. Gene Ontology annotation, molecular function: calcium ion binding. NCBI's taxonomy places the organism in Eukaryota, Metazoa, Porifera, Calcarea, Leucosolenida, Sycettidae. The record is from RefSeq and is a predicted model, not a curated record.